Messenger RNA from Metarhizium acridum CQMa 102, 807 nucleotides. Lineage: Eukaryota; Fungi; Ascomycota; Sordariomycetes; Hypocreales; Clavicipitaceae. The record is from RefSeq and is a predicted model, not a curated record.
AUGGCGUCCAUGAUUAACGUCGGACACGGUCCAACAGAAGAUAUCAGUGAGCAAUUGCAAACCCAACUUCAAGGUACUACAAUGGCAAACUCGAGCCUAGGGAGCUCAACCCAGGAUUUUUGCUUAGCGGGGGGGCGAGAAAGUUCUGAUUCACCAGCCUUAAACUCUCCGAGAGGUGUGAUUUUCGUCUCAAGAGCCCUCGGUGGCCCGGGGAUCGCCACUGACUCUGAUGAGUUGGUGUCUCUGGCAAUACAACAACACAAUGAUGGCGUAAACUCGGUAUUGCCUACAUCUGUACGAAGACCUGGUGCCGUCUCGCUGGCCUCCGAGCGUCGGUCAGUGCAGUCCGCGCAUGUGUUGCCUCCAAGGGAUGAAGCACUGCAAGAGGAGAAUGCGGAACCUCCUUGCCAGGCCUGCCUUGCAUCCACGACCGCCCCCGUCCAGCCUUCCCAAUCGCAGAAUUGCAUUGUCGUAUCGUCAAACCAGUGCAGCCAGAUUCAUAGCGUCAAUGCUGACCACGGCCACAUUGAAGACAUGGUUUCGCGGAGCGACGACGAAUUGCAUAGAGUAGCUCGACCCGCCUCGGCCCAAGCACCUCCGUCGGAAUGCAGCCGCCCAGUCUCGCGUCGAGGAAGUUUGAUGGAGGGUGUUCAGGAACACCAAGCAGCAGAUAAUAUUCUGCCCAUGGACUCUCGGCUUAGCUCGUCGCCAACUGCUCAAGGAUGGGAUGAAGAGUGCCAGACAAAUAUCAGUGCCAACUACACAGUGAGCCAGCCUGCAGAAGCCUGCGAAGAAAUGGAAAAGUAA